Molecule: messenger RNA, 1693 nt
Organism: Drosophila guanche
Lineage: Eukaryota; Metazoa; Arthropoda; Insecta; Diptera; Drosophilidae
Exons: 6
Coding region: 140-946 (268 amino acids)
Source: RefSeq, a predicted model, not a curated record
AACUUACUUUAUUAAGUCUGUAAUAAAAUGUGAUUGGGACUGUCGCGCUGCUUUGUAUAAUGCAUUAUAAUAUUGAUCAAAAAUUAAACAAAAGUUCUUCGUUCAGUUAGACAAACGAAAAUACGCACAAAGAACGAAAAUGCAUUCAGUUGGAAUACAUUCGGCUAUGGCCAUUAAGCGGCAGCGUAAGAGAAGAGAUGAACAGAAAAGAGCCCGAGAACGGAGGUACAGCACUCAAAGCUCUGAGAGUGGCGAGACAUUUCAUUCACCCAGUGGGUCUGUGAGACGCAAAUAUCAUCACCAUCAUGCAGCCAAGCCUGGACCAGGAAUGCUUGACAGCCAGGUUGUCACAAGCAUUGGAAUGCUUCAUAUCGGUAUUGUGUUCAUUGUGUUUGGAGUUUUUCUUAUCGGGGCAGGAAUUAUUCCAGAUGAGACAAUGUCCUGGAAUGUGUUUAGUUCAAGCUCUGCGUGGUGGAAUGAAGUGACUUGCACUGGAUUGUUUUCCCUUGGCCUGGGCUUAUUUUUAUUAGUUUUGAACUGCCUCAUAAGUCGAAAGGAAGAGGAGGAUCUGGAGGACUACGUACAGCGGCAGCUUACUCGCUCGCGUUCUGGGCACCGCCUUGAACGAGAUGUAGAAACUGGUGUGCUAACCACGCGGCAUGCUCGCAAAGCUGUGGCCUUACAAAAAAGCGGCCGCAAUAACUCCCCCACAGAUGUUGCAGUGGUAAACUGCACAUCUUCGGAUAAUUUAUCUAACGGACCGAUAGUUGGACGUAAUUGUAUGAAUAACUCUGGUGAUAUACUCCUCGAAAAAAUUAUAGAGGAAGAUACUCCCUAUUUAAAUGACAGAAGUGCAGGAAUAUCGCCGAUCGAAAUAGAAAACGAUACAAAACAGCUGUUAAGAAGGGAGUCUAUUAAUGAUGCAAUCAAUAUAACAAGAAUAUAAAAUCACUUACUGUAAAUUCUUUAUUUGAACAGCUUAAAGGUACAUUGCCCAUUGCAUAUAAUCAACUGCAACAAUUUUUUAAGAACAAUUUAAGCUAACUAUUGUUAUAGCCUUUGUACUUGUACCCAUGUGUGUAUGUGUGUAUACUCAAUCUUAUGUACAUCCGUCAAACCAUUUAAAAGUUUGCAAAUAACCUAUUAUGCCUAUUAUUAGCUAUUAUAAUUUCAUAACCAAAUUAUUAUUUAUGAGCUUUUGCAGAGUGCGUCGAACAAUGAAGUAUUAUUGCAGAUUAGGAACGGAAAACUACUAUGUGGGUUUUACACUGCUUUUGGGAGGUAAGCCGAGUUUGUCGAUACAAAAAGCAAAGCUGUGAUGAAUGCGCCUCCCAAACUCAGUGUAAAAUAAAAUGCAUCAGAAUGGGAAAGAGCUGGACAUAACCUGAAUUUUUAAAAUAUCCCCUCUGACUGAAAACGUAUAUUUUGGGGCUCCUACUGUAUUCUUUUAAAAAGAAAUUUGAAUAAUUUCCAUUGUUUAAAGAACCCGUUUGUCAAAUAAAUAACAAUCCAUGAUAAUCUUUUCGAAUAAAACAUCUUACCGAUUUACCCAAGUUCCAUAAAUCAGCUCCUCCACAAUGUUUAUGAAUCUACAUACGCGAGAUCAACUAUAACGUUUAUCUGCUGACUAGUGUAAUAACAAACAAACUAUUGCACAAUAAUUUAUAUUAUAUAUGUAUGUACAAAUAUGAAA